Mercenaria mercenaria is the source of this 1275-nucleotide messenger RNA. RefSeq names its product glucose dehydrogenase [FAD, quinone]-like. The record is from RefSeq and is a predicted model, not a curated record. Lineage: Eukaryota; Metazoa; Mollusca; Bivalvia; Venerida; Veneridae. The transcript has 2 exons. Gene Ontology annotation, molecular function: oxidoreductase activity, acting on CH-OH group of donors; flavin adenine dinucleotide binding. The coding region runs from base 1 to 1275 and encodes 424 amino acids.
AUGGAUCUGUUGAAAACAGCUUUCCUUUUUGGAUUCCUGGCGUAUCUUUUUUACUAUUUAAAGUUUUCAAGGGAUUUACACCAAGCGACAAAAACAAUUAACGGCACGUACGACUAUAUCAUCGUAGGAGCUGGUAGUGCAGGAGCAGUGCUGGCUUCGAGACUCUCUGAAGACCCGGAAGUUACAGUUUUGUUACUCGAGGCGGGUGGUGAUGGGACAGAAAAUGCCGAAUUGUACAACACUCCGUUGAUGGCACCGAUGCUUGCCAAGUCAGCUUCUGACUGGCAAUAUGAGAGUGCACCACACCACAAAUCGGGUGCGUUUAUCAAUAUGAACAAAGAUAAACACUAUUAUACGUCGGGAAAAGUUCUUGGCGGAAGCAGUAUGUACAAUUACAUGCAGUACGUCAGAGGGAGCCGUUAUGAUAACGAUGAAUGGGCAGCAAAUGGCUGCAGUUGGUGGGGUUAUGAUGAUGUGUUGCCCUAUUUUCUGAAGUCUGAAGAUUAUUUAGGUAAAGAAGGUGAUUUCACAAAAUAUCAUCAUAAAGGGGGACCACUUGGUGUGACUGAAGAAACGGUUUUUCCGGAAUUAUUAAAAAGGUUUAUCGAAGCAAGUAAAGAGUUGGGAUAUAAGGAGGUAGAUUAUAAUGCUGAAAGGCACAUUCCAACCAAAUUUGGAAGGCGAAGUGUUAAACUCGACACUUUUAGAAAAUGUUUAUCGCAAAAGGCUGUGCCCGGAAUAUCCUUAGUUGUGAAUCUUCUUCAUCCUAAAAGUCGAGGAAAAGUCACACUGAAAAGUACUGAUCCUUUCGACUAUCCAUUCAUUGAACCCAAUUAUUUUGAAAAAAGAGAAGACAUUGAAACACUAAAAAGAGGCAUAAAGCUUAUAGAAGCGUUAUUUGAAAUCAAAGCUAUGAAACAGAUAGGAACUGAUUCUAACAGAUUUAAGAACGCCGAAUUCUGCGCAAACCAUGUAUAUAGAUCGGAGGAUUUUUAUGAAUGUUUGGUAAAUCAUUUGUCACAAGUACAUUACCACCAGUCAUCUACUUGUAAAAUGGGUCCUGUGAAUGACAAAAGUACUGUUGUCGAUCCCACACUCAAAGUUAAAGGUGUGACCGGACUAAGAGUUGUGGACGCUUCAGUGAUGCCCAAUGCCAUUUCAGGUAACACAUACGCCCCCGUAAUUAUGAUAGCUGAAAAAGCCGCAGAUAUGAUCCGUGGUAUAGAUUCUGUAAAAGACAUCCGGAAACAUCUUGCUAAUAAAAGUAAUAGUUGA